AUGCAAAUCCUAAGGAUUAUAUGGACCGCAUUGCUGAUGAGCUUUGCGCUCGCUUCAGAAUCUGCUUCCAAUGGGAUUAUUAAAGGAAGAUUUAAUUAUACGAUGGUUAACAUCCAUCAAUAUCCCGUCUCAAGAACACAUUUCACAUUGUAUCAAAUUGGAAAUUAUUCCACGAAUGAACCUUACUUUGCAACCACAGAAUUGAAGGAUAAUUUGGGCAAUUUCGAAUUCAAAAAUUUACCACUGAAUUUAGGAACCAACGCAACCACCUACUUUGUCAUGUAUCCAAGUUCCCUCGAUUUCAAUUUGAAGCCAAAUAGAAUCUUAAUUGAGUUUACCGAUAGGGGCAAUGGUACAGUGGAAUCUAAAGCAUUCAAAAACUAUUUCGGUAGAGAAUUCUUCCCCUCUAAAGAUAUUACAUACCCUGAAAAAUUGGAAAGUAUAAGCAUGGACCCAUUUAUUGAAAUUGCAUUGGUUCACAUUGCUCCUCGUAGAUCGUAUUUCCAAGUAAGAAAUGCGGGUAUACUACAAAGUGGAAUAAUUGGGAAUAUUUUAAGUUCUCGUUGGAAGACUGCUGCUGUCAUAACUGUAAUUUGUUUGGCAAUAUUCCCAUUUAUAGUUGAAAAAUUUGACCCUGAAACGACAAAAGCCAUGAAGGAGGAUGCCCUUAGAAAGCAAAGAGAAAAAUAUGUCAUAAAGAAUUAA
Naumovozyma castellii is the source of this 705-nucleotide messenger RNA. RefSeq names its product Sop4p (gene SOP4). The coding region runs from base 1 to 705 and encodes 234 amino acids. NCBI's taxonomy places the organism in Eukaryota, Fungi, Ascomycota, Saccharomycetes, Saccharomycetales, Saccharomycetaceae. The record is from RefSeq and is a predicted model, not a curated record. The transcript has a single exon.